Seminavis robusta is the source of this 3726-nucleotide messenger RNA. Lineage: Eukaryota; Bacillariophyta; Bacillariophyceae; Naviculales; Naviculaceae. The record is from the annotation of a GenBank genome assembly.
AUGAGCGACGAUUCCGAAAACCCCAACAGCACUACGAGUAGCGGCGGCAAGGACAACGACGGAGAGGACUUGGCCAGCUCGUACGCCUCUCUGUUUGCCGACUCCCGUCCAAACCAUGGCAGCAACAUCAACAAUCACAACAAUCGUUCCCAGCAAUUGGCCGGCAUGUUUCAACAGAGCUUUGCUGCUCGCAAUAGUACCAACAACAAGAGCAUCAAUCAUAUUUCCUCGUCCAACUUGGACUUGCGAGAGGACGAGUGGUCCGAACGGAGUUCCUUUGCCGACGAAUCGCAGCGCUUCCACGACAGCAAUUUGGAGGAGUUGGCCGCCAAGGCAUUGGCCAAACGCCAGGCUGAAGAAAGCAAGAAGGCCAAGAAAAAGUUCAAGACGUUUGCCUCUCAAGUCAUGCAAGUCAUGCGAGUCGCCAAGUUCCAAGCCAAUACGUAUGAUAACACUCCCAAACAGGAGGAAGAACAACACGAGAAUGUCGACAAGGACGACGAGAACAGUGAAAAGAGCGAGCUCGGGACGACUGAUAAUGUCGAGACCCGAUACACGGGUCCGGAAGCGGAAGAGGAAGACGAAAUUGACCUGACUGCGGCGGUGGUAGUGCCAGAAGAAGGAGAAGACACGGCCGAGAAUAGGAAGACAACGAUGACAAAGUCCUAUUCCAAGAACCUCCUGAACCUCCAGCGCGAAAGCAAGCUGACCCUCGAGGAACUAGAAGCAGAACUCGAAAACAAUAGUGAAGGGUACAGUGUGUCCACUAUCGACAGUGCCGAACAAGAAGCCCGAGACAGGGAAAACAAGCUCUGGAUUGGAAUCAUGUGGGGCAUCAUUCUCAGUAAAUCCGCCGAAUUCAUUGCCUCUUACAUUGUUGGUGGAAUCUUGAAAAUCUUCAAAUGGAUUCGACGGUGCUGUGGCGACAGUGGCCCGGAAGACGAUGCCAUUGGAGUGGUCGGCGACGGUGUAGGUGAUGCCAUUGACGAUGUCAAUUUGAUAACGCAGGGCACUGGAGGAGGAGGAUUCAUUCCUCCACCACCCGGCGGCCAAGCCAUGACGGGACAAAUGGCCACUCAGGCGGCGUCCAAUGCCGCCAGUGGAGUCAGCUCUGGAGCAACUGCCGUGGCACCUCCACCCCCAACAGGCGGAGGACUGGUCAAUACGGUUGCCAAUGCCAUAUCCCAAGCAGGAGUUGCCGCACAAGCAGGAGCCGUUGUGGGAGUAGCAGCGGUGGCUGCGGCAGGACUUUCUACCGGCAUUGCGAGUACUCGAUCGGCCGCUCCCCCAAUGGAACCCGUCGGCAAUUACACCCAAAUGUGGAUACCGCCACAAUGCCCCACACCGUCGGAACCCAAAGAAGGCUAUGUCGAACUCAAUCUACAAGGAUUGCCCGAUGGAGCCAUUGACGACUACAAGGAAGAAAUGGAAGACAUGUUCCGAGAUGUAUACAACAACAUUACUGGCAUGUGUUUGGACCCCUACAACCGAGUCUUACAUAAUGCAACGCUCAACAGCUACGAAAUCAUAGAGGAAGGUCAAGGGGAUGAACCUUCUGUGAUGGGAACCUACUGGCUGGCCACGGUCAAUUGUAGUUCCUGCCCUGACUACGAACCUCUAUUCCAAGCAAACACAAGCCCAGGAUCAGAGGAUGACACUAGAAUCAAGGACAUCGAGGAAGAGCUCAACAUGACAGUGGGUCUAGCAGGCAACCAAACACCUGCAAACACUACAACAGCUCUUGCAUCCAACCGGAAACGCCGAUUCCUUCAAGAAUCACCUGCACUAGCUGAGUUUCUGCCUGUGUUUGCCACAACAUUUGAGUUUAUCUUUCGGAGAUUCCUGAUACAAGAGGGAGUCAUACAGGAAUCAGAACCGGAUAACUCAACCACAAAGGGCUCAACCAUGAAGGUUGUGUUGGUCACUAGCAGAGCAUCUCCCUCCCUUCAGAAUGAACUGAAUGGAACAGAACCUGAAAUUGUGGCAACUUUUGGUGAAACUGAUUUGGAAGAGUAUAUUGAGUUUGUCGAAGCCAAGAAUGGAACUGUUCGAAAUCCAUUCAUCCAGGCAGAACUGGCAGAUCUUUCCAACUGUUUUGAGAGUAACAAUGCAUUGUCUGGUGCAGAAGCAGAGUCUUGCGAGCGACUUCAAUCACUUGUGAAUGAUGAGAGCAAUGAGAUUGAUAGUCAAAUGAUUCUAGAAUGUGCUGCAGAUCCCUCCGCUCCUCACUGCCAAGAAAUCCUCGACACAGCCUUGGAAGUGUUGGCGAGCGAGACUGCUAUCAGUUUGUUGGUAUCUUCAGAAGACCAAGCCUCCAAUGAGGAUAAUGGGGACAGCACGGAAGACAGUAGGCAAGAAACAAAUGGACAGUCUACCCCAGCAUCAUUUGGGUAUCAAGAAGUAUCCUUGCCAGUGGCUAGCCCAAUGUCAGGCUCCCUAGGGGCGCCAACCAUUCUUGACAUGCCAGGUGACACAUCAGUUCUUCAGGACGAAUUCCAAGGUGAUGCACUACUGGCCAUGCCAAGUGAAGUUUCAGGCCUGGUAUCUACACCAAGCGCAACUGCAACGGAAACAUCAGAGGGAACACCUUCGAAUUCGGCACCUACACAGUUGGCCAACCCUAUGGGUCCAUCAUCAGUGACCACUGCGCAAGCAGCAAGUGAUAGUGGGCAGAGUCCUACUGGUGCCUCCCCUCAACCUGAAGCCACAGCAACUGCUCCAAGUACCACUGUUAGUGAGCAACAACCAAACAGUGGUUCUACUCUAUCGGAAAAUGAGCCGGGCACAGUUGCGUCAGGGCCAUCAUCUCCAGAAUCUUCCAAUAUGCUUGGUGGAAGCCCUGUGGCUCAACCUGACAAUGCAGCUCCAUCUAACAAUGCACUGAAUGGUGGCAUGUCAUCAUCCAGUGGAGGGGGAAAUGACAUGCCUGCCAACCCAGACUCAAACACUGAGACUGAAGCAGUCCCAGGAUUUGCACCCCAAAGCUCCGCAGGAAAUAUGCCAGUUACGACACCGAAUGGAGCACCUGCUGCUGGAUCUGCCCUUUCUCCAACCAACCAAGGCGAAGUAGGUAAUAUGAACAGUGUUGCUCCUGCAAUGCUACCUGGAUUGCCUCCUGCUGGUACAAUGGCAAGCAGUUCCACAGCACCCGAUGCAGCUGCUGCAUCUGCAUCACCAAAUGUUGUAGCAUUCAGUGGCGCUCCAGUAGUGCCAGCUUCAAGCCCCCCUGGUGGAGCAACACCAGCUGUAGCAGGAGCACCCAGUUCUGGGGCAGUUGUGUCAACCGAAUCUCCAGUGGUGGCAUCACCAGUUACAGGACCCAGCAGCAGCGGUGCUACACCGAAUGAUAUACCUUCACCCACUUUGGUAGAUAGCUCACCGGAUGACGAAAACACAGCUGUACCUAUUGUGGCAACCUCUGAACCUACUCCUGAGCCGACAUCUGGACCCACAAUUGACCCAUCUAUUGAGCAAACGCUUGAAAACACAGCUCAGCAAGUUGUGCCCACCUCUAAGCCAUCAUUGGAAACAACUCUUGGCAGCACUUCUUCCCUUAGUGAGCCAACCAUUUCCCCAACCUUGGUGACUUGUGAUUUCUUCACUGUAGAGACAAUGUGCAAUGUCACUUUUAGCAGUGAAACAGCAAGUGUAUCAGAUUUCGAGCUAGAAGAUACAUUCAAUGCUUCCUAUGCUGCCCUGCAAAAGGCAGGUCAGAAAUCGCGGUAG